AGUGCCGGAGGAUCGAGUGGAGCGGUACGCGAAGAUAAGCUGCUGUGCUUAUUGGAUUUCUCUUUUAUUUUAGGUCCUUGCUUUUAUUUUUCGCCUUGCUUUUCCAAGGUGUAUUGCAGAUUCUCAUCCUGGAAUGUCCUUUCCCGUCUUCCUUCCUCCCUUCCUCUGGCUUGAAAUAGGCGAUGCCUUGUUCUAAGCUCUCUCAGUUCCUUUCCGAUGGUUGUUCUGAAAAUUUAAAUGCAGUUUUACAAAGAGACUGACAUCAUCCGGAGGGCUGUCUUAGAACUAAAAGCAUAAAAAAGGAGGAAGGGGUCGGUUUUAAAAAAUUGCAUUUUAUUUUAUUCUAAUUUGCUGCAGACGGAGGGGUUGGGUCAUUUAAGCUUGGAACCUGACCAUUUCUCAGUCUCAUAUAGGUUUUAUCUGUUGGAAAUCUACGCGGCGUGGAUACUGAACCCCCAAGCAGGUUGAUUUUUAAGCUAAGAUUCUAUUCUUAUUGCGGCUGUGUUAGCCUUGGGAAUGGGAGUUGUAUGGCAGAGAAAACAUUUUACAGAAAUGAGUGGAUUUACAGUCUUUUGUGUUCUUGUGCUCCCUGAAGAAUUGUAGGAUUUUAAAAAUACAAAAUCACAUCCCACAAUGUUACUGUGAAUAUUGAACUUGCAGAGUAUUUAAAAUAUAUUCCUUGAAAAGAACAGUUUGUGUCUCCUCUCCUUCCAAAGGGUAUAAAUAUGUCAAAAAAUUCUGUGGAAGGGUCAAAGGAAGACUUGACCAAAAUGACAGAAGAAGAUCUGUUGAGAUGGAACAAGGAAGAAUUGGUGAAAAAACUGAAGAAAGUAGAGAAUGAAAAAAUGAACUUGAUGGUGGAGCACAGCAACUUGAUGAAAGAUGUGAACAGAAGACUCCAAGUUCACCUGCAUGAGAUCAGGGGGUUGAAAGAAGUUAAUCAGAAGCUGCAGGAUGAUAACCAGGAACUGAGGGAGCUCUGCUGUUUCUUGGAUGAUGACAGGCAAAAGGGGAAAAAGCUGUCCAGGGAAUGGCAGAGGUUUGGGAGACACACUGCAGGUGUAAUGUGGAAGGAAGUUGGAAUGUACCAGCAGAAGCUGAAAGAAUUAGAAGCCAAGCAAGAAUCCCUUCUGAGAGAAAAUGUUGAGCUGAAAGAAAUUGUGCUAAUGCUGGAUGAAGAGAGGAAUGGAGCAGGCUCCCGAAGCUCCAUAGAUAGCCAAGCUAGUCUCACCAACCUCAAUGGGGGUUCUGGAACCAGGGAUGUUGGAGAUGGGAGUAGUACAUCCAGCGCUGGCAGUGCAGGAAGUCCAGAUCACCACCAUCAUCUCCUUCACCAUCACAAAGUUGUUGAAAACAAAGCUGGAGUCAUCCGGAGAUCUAUGGAUGACCUUUCUGCUCCUCUUCACCAUCGGAGCAUCCCAAAUGGUCUCAAUGAUUCAUCUUCCAACUACAUCAGACAACUUGAAACAAAAGUCAAAUUGCUAGAGGAUGAUAACAAACUUCUCUCUCAGCAAUCAAGUACUGGGGAUCUGAGGACCCUUAGGAAAGGGUUAUCCCCAUACCAUUCUGAGUCUCAGCUGUCUUCAUUGUCGCAGUAUCAGGAUGCCAUGCAAAAUGGUCCCUUUCGCAUGACUCCUGAUUUUGCUGCUGCUACUCCUCAAGUUGGGUAUAUUCCUCUAAGCCAGAAACCUGAAGCAGUGGUACAUGCUAUGAAGGUCCUUGAAGUCCAUGAGAAUUUGGACAGGCAGAUACAAGAAAACUAUGAAGAAGACCUGAGUGAAAAGGAGAAAGCAAUUGUUCGUGAAAUGUGCAAUGUUGUCUGGCGAAAACUAGGUGAUGCAGCAAGCUCCAAACCAUCAAUCAGGCAACAUCUUUCAGGAAACCAGUUCAAGGGUCCUUUAUAAGCACCUCAAGCUGCAAGACUGGAAGUGAAAAGAAUCUGAGGCAAAGGAACUUCCUUGCUUCUGGCUGCCAGCAUUAUCCCUUCCUCCCAUUUCCUUUAACUGUGUCCAUAGUGUAAAUAAGGCAGCUAAAGGCCUAGCUUGUGGGCUGUCCUGAUCCAGAACAAUGAUACAUGGGUUAAUGACUACCCUCUCGUGGCCAAUCUCUGUCAUUUGUAUUGUAAUGAAAUCCCCACUUUCCUGUACGGUCAUAUAUACAUUUUUGAUUCCCAAUGAUUUCUAGGUAGAAUAUAUAUAUAUAUUCUAUAUAUAUAUUAAAAAAAAGAACUCUGAGCAGUUCCACUGCCUUAUUUUAGCCUACUCAUGGAAUUGCAUGGCAGUAGUGGCUGCCCAAAGCAGUCUUCCCCAAUUUGGCAGCAACUCCCAUCAAUCCGGCAUGAUGACUAGAAAUUAUUGGAGUUGCAGCUGUAGGGCACUUGUCUGAGAAAGGCUUCUCGGCUGUCUGAUUUUAGAAAAUACCAAGGAAUUCACGAAGACCUAAAUUAGUCAUUGUUCAAGUCGGUUGAGAGACAUUUUGCCAGAGAUCGUAGGGUUAGAUUUUAUUUUUGAAGGACAAAUCUGAAGUGCAAGCAACUUUUAUCUGACUAUGCUUUGAAUAAUCUAGCAACCCAUUCUAGAUUGUCAAGAAUCUGACAAACCAUAAUGUGUAAUUGUUAGGCUGCCUUUAACUUGGUGGCUCACCAGUUUUGAGUGAUAGAGUUUGGAUGAUACUGUAGUUUGGAUGAUACUGUAGCAGAUCUCAGACCUGAGCUAUUUGCUCAGCAUCAUGUGUCCUGCACCUUAAAUGUUUUCACUGCUUCUUUGCUGCUUCUUCCUGCUUACCUCUCAUUGGAGGAAGAGUAGAAAGAAUUGAGCAUCUCUGCAUAGUUCAUCCUUCCUGUUUUUCUGAGAAAGGAUGCAAAUAGGCCUCACAGAAAUAAAUAAAUGAGCAGUGAAGAGGAAAAAGGGAGAUGAGCUCACGGGGAGUGUUUGAUUUAAGAGCUAGCCAAAAUCUAUACCUGGCAUCGACCAUUUUUCUACCCAGUUACUAGAAGCACAUGAGCCUUAUUAAUACCAAUUACAGAUUUUGGCCUGUUCUUAGAUAAGAUAGUCCUUAAGAAGGCAGUAGGCAGAGCAGCACAUGUCUGAACGAGGGCUCUGCAAAUCUUCACAUUGUUGCUAUAGAUGCACAAGUCCUUCAUUCCUUUGCAUUAACCUCCGGUAUAUAUGAGAGGAUCAUUCCACUGUUGUGAUUUUGUUUAUUUUGACCUUAACUCCACAUUAGAAAAAUAUAAUACGCGAAACAGUUCCUGCAAUGUCUCUUUUGGCCUUGUCUUUUUAAUAUAUUAAAUUUAAAAAAAUCAUGGUCCCUUAUGUAAAAUAUUGACAUGAUAACUUAGAAAUAAAGUGGGGGAAUACAGAACUGGUUACAGUAUUUGAGAAGAUAUAUAAGAAGAAUCAUUUAAGGAAGUGGUUGCCAUGAGAAUUCACGUUGUUGCUGCCGCUGAUCAACCAAACCAAUCGUCUCUAGUUUGAACUGUAAUCAUUUUUUCCCCAAUCUCAUUUCAUCUGAUAAUUGUAAAUUUCCUAAAACCAUAUAGUGCAACACCUAACUGGCCACUGGAUCCAAGUUGUGUAAUAUCAUUUGACAAAGAGAAAACUGAAAAUUAAAUGCUGCUUGUGUAGAAAUGUGGAAUUUCAAUAUGCUACUCCUUUGGCAAUCUGGUUUCAUACAAACUUCACCUUUGGCAAUCUGGUUUCAUAGACCUUUGAUUAUUGUUCAUUUACUUGGAUGUAUUUUUUAUUAAAUUCUCUUUAUUUUCAAUAUUUUUUUUAAUUAAGAAGUCACCUAGAGAGUGCACUACUCAAGUUUCAAUAUCUCUCUCAAGUACCCCUCUUUCAAACUAUAUUUCUUUUCUUCUUGAUCUUUUUUUGCCUGUGUCAACCCUUCAAGGUAGAUAAGACUAGGAAACUGGAAUUUUGAAUGCUAAUAUAAUUGUAUUAUAAGGUUACAGUAACCAAGUCUUGCAAGGAUGAAUAGAUUUUCCUCUUCCCUCCUUUAUCUUCAUGAGAACUAGGAAGGCUCCUGUCUGAGGUGAUUACUCAAAUUACAGAGUCUGCCCUAAUUCAGAUUUAUUUUAUCUGAUCGAGCUUAUUCCUUCUCAUUAGAGCUUGCCUUUUUGGUUUUUCAAGUCCAUUCUAUACCUUAGAUAUUGAGCCACUUUGAGAGUUUUUUGUGAUCUCAACUGCCUGGUACUCUAAGCAGCAAAUUGUGAACCUCCUUUUUCAUUUUGUCUCAUUAUGGGCAAAGGUAUCAGUGAAAACCUCCCUGUUCCUUAAGUAAUUUAAAAUACAAACUUAAUCAAGUUUUCAAGGAUCUAUAAUUAAUGUGAAUGUUAUCAGAGAAUUUGGGUGGGCUAUUAAAAGAAGCUUUCAGAUCAGAAGGGGUCCAAACAACCAAUGGUUUGGUUUUGCAGCAUACAAAUUAUAUUUGUCUUCUAAAAUGCAAUGGAAUAAUUAAAGUAGCCAAAUGUUUAGAAACAAGGGUGGUCCUAUGCCACAAAAGCGUAGUGAGUUGUGGUCCCAUGCAUGUGCCUACUAAAUACAUUGUUCCUUGCUCUAACCUCAUUACUGCAGCAAACACUGGUAAACAAAGUUAAUGUAUACAAUUUAUCUGCUCUAGGUUCUAUUUCCCACCAAGGCCUUUUAAUAGGUCACUGCAGUUAAUUCAUAACUUUAAGAAAUUCAUGCAUUAGACAUCAACCUUCACAUAUUCUUCUCUGUGUAUAACUAAAGUUAGGACAUGUAUAUUUUGAUUUAGCUGAAUUAAAAGCGGCUGAAUUUCUAGCAUUUGAAGAUAAACAUUACUCCCUAUAGUGGCCAUUCAAGUAUUCUCACUACUGCUGAUGGGAGUAUAUUUUUUUCGCAAAAAUAAGUCUGUCAGAAAUUAAGUUGAGUAUAUGCAUCAUGUACAAAAAAAAAAUCUCAUAAUUUAUUGGAACAUUUGGCUGACAACUUGAUAUUUUGUUAAGUUAUAAGCUUUUUUCAUGCAUUUCAUGAAAAAAGCUUAUUAGAACUUAACAAAAGUUAUAAGUGCUAUUAUUACUUAGUUGACUAUCAGUUUCUCUUUUUUUCUAUAACCUUUGACAGUUCAUUCCAGUAUUUUAAGAUUUAUAUUGGUUUGAUUGGUCUAUCUGUUGAAUCAGGUUAAUGGUGGCUGGGAUAGGCCACUAAAACAACAAAGUAUUUUUAAGUCUAGAGGAAAAGUUAUGUUCUAAAACAAAAGUUAUAUUUGCUGAUUGAAUAAAUUGGCUUCACACACGAAGCAAUAAAUCAUGGUUUAUAUAUCUCAAUAGUUGGGUUCAUAAUUUGUAUUAUGUUAUGCCAAAAUCAAGAUCUGGUUUGAAUACAUAAUGCGAUUGAUGCCUGCCCGGGGAAUCUGUCUUGACAACUUCAUAUAUGCUACUUUUGAGUUCCAUAGGGGAAUGAUGUAAAAUGAAAAGGAUAGUAGACAUUCUCUUAGGUGUUGGGUUUUUUUAUUCUGUUGCCGUUGUACAUUUCUUGAACAGUUUCCAAUAUGAUGAUGAGGUGCAGGUACAAUACACAUGAGGAAAUAAUAAAUAAUACUCAGUAGAUUGGCAAAAAUGCCAAAUCCAUCUACACAUCUGGUUGGCUAUAUGACUAAUUAUAAUAAUAAUGAUGAUGAGUGGCUUCAUGUACUUGAGUAUGUAAGAGGCAUAAAAGCUCAAUCUGUUAUUUUAGUGGCAUUAUGCCAGUGAACUGAGGAACCUAAAAGCUGAAGAAAAAAAACUGAAUUUUAAUUUAUUUCAAAAGCACAGAUUCUUUGAACACAUCAGGGAAAUCAAAAUCAAGGUGAAGGAUAGAGUGACCCAACAUGUCAAAAUAAAAUGAAAAGUACUCAGUAUUUAGUAAUAUACUAAAGUGAAAAUUACACGUUUGUGGAACCAAACCCAUACAAAUAACAUGAAUAAAUUGCAAAGUCCUCCAGAUUUGCAACUCCACUAUGGUAUUAAGUGAAAUUUUUGUAGAUGAAAAUGCAAAGUACUUCCAAAUAUAUGCAAAUUACAAACUGUAGACUCUACAGAUGCAGUACUAUGUGUACUUUUUAAUUGCUAUUUUAUAUUUAGCUUGAAAUAAGCUAAAAUUGUUUUCCUUGGACAAUGGUUUGCUUUACAGUAUAACCUCGUAAUCUACUGCACCUUCCAGAUGAAUUACAUAAAAUUUCCUAUCAUCCCCAGGGAAAACAACUGUCUUAGAGAAGGCUGUUUAAUAGUGUAUGACUGAUAUGCUAAACAUGAGUAAUUUCAAAAGGAAAAAUGCACUCUGAAUAUUAAUGUAGAAAGAAAUACGAUGCUGGAGUAUUAAUAUUCAUUUUCCCACCCCCAUUUAAUAAUGUUCAUUAACUACCUGCUUCAUAAAGUUUUUUAUACUCCUACAAUGUAGACGCAUUCAGUCUAUACCAACUUCAAAACAAAAUUCCUGUUGUUUGGUUCUUCCCCUUCGGACUGCUCUGUUUUUAAGCAAUUGGUUGCUUUUCUUGGGGAAAAAGCAUAUGGCAAUUGGAUAAAAUCCAGGUGCACUUUGCCCUUUUUGGUAAAAAAACAUAAACUUGUUUAAAAGGCAAAUGUUUGCCCAAAAGAUAGCAAUUAAAAAUAAAUGUUUUAAAGUGACCUUUUACCUUUUUAGAAACUGGAAUAGAGAAAAUAGUACUGAUUUUGUUUUUCAAACAAAGCGCAUGACUGUAAAGUGAUAAAAUUGUAUAUUUUUCAUAAUGUGGGGAAAGAGUCUAUUUGUGCUGCUUUUGGAAACAAGUAUGAUUUCUGUUAAACCUGUGAUCUUACAACCCUGCCAUAUUUUCUAUAUAUGAUUGGAAAAAGUAAAUUAGCACCUGUGCUCAUGUAUAGUAUAUAAGCAAUGUCUUUAGAUUUUAGCACACAUUUAUACCUUUUACUGAAGCACUGCUUUUGUGGCAGGGAGGGUGAAAAUUUAAAGACUUUUUAAGUGUGUAAAACCUUCAUUUGAAAUAUUUUAGUAAAAAUUAAGGGUUUGUGGUAGUGUAUGCAUUCCAUUGAAGAUAAUAAAAUACAUUCUUUGUAAGGGAGCUGUAACAUGACUGUAUUUUUGAGAAGUUGAAAAAUAUUAAAAUACUUAGAAAUCAACAUAAAAUUACAAUUUUAGUUAA
Molecule: messenger RNA, 7143 nt
Organism: Ahaetulla prasina
Lineage: Eukaryota; Metazoa; Chordata; Lepidosauria; Squamata; Colubridae
Gene: CCDC85C
Product: coiled-coil domain containing 85C
Exons: 7
Coding region: 726-1904 (392 amino acids)
Cellular component (GO): apical junction complex
Source: RefSeq, a predicted model, not a curated record